ACACGGCUACAGAAGAAGAAGAACAAGAAGAAGACGAAGAAGAAGAAGAAGAAGAAGAAGAAGAAGGGAGGGGGGCUCAUCCCGGCUUCCUGAGGGGAGGUAAUUUGCACGGAUCAAGGGGCCAGGCGUUGCAAAGUAUAAAUAGUGUGACUUCAAUCGCGGCUCAGCGAGCAGCAGGUCUGUAACUCCCCGUGACGAGACUAGGAACCGGCCCAGAUCUACGAGCUGUCGAGCAGAGCGCGAGCUCCGAGAGUUGGCAACCCGCAUCAGCUCGAGAGAAGAAAAAAAUCAGACAGAGAGAGAGAAUAAGCGUCAUUGAUGUCUUAUCUUAGACUGUUGAGAAACUGAGCUUGACAAAGUGAGUGAGAAGAGAAGAGAAGAGAAGAGAAGAGAAGAGAAGAGAAGAGAAGAGAAGAGAAGAGAAGAGAAGAGAAGAGAAGAGAAGAGAAGAGAAGAAAAAAAGAAAAGAGAAGAGAAGAGAAGACUGGCGGGGUUUAUUUUUCCUUCUUCUUCUUGGGACCAGUGAUGGAAGAACUCACCGCUUUCGUGUCGAAAUCCUUUGAUCAGAAAGUGAAAGAGAAGAAAGAGGCAAUCACGUACCGGGAAGUGUUGGAGACGGGCUCGGCGCGAGCCAGGGAAGCACUCCCGCUUGAGGCAGGGCGCGAGGACGCGAGCAUUCUUGCGCGUGGAGCCGUCGCGCGCUCACCGGUCAGAGAAGCGGACAUGACGGGGCCGGAGAGAACGAGGGACACGGGGAGUCCCAAACUUACAGACGGCAUCCUGGAUGUGAAAGAACGAAAAGAGGACUCUAAGCCGACAGAGGACGAGACGCAGACCAAAAUCAAGCAGAGGAGAAGUCGGACUAACUUUACUCUGGAGCAGCUGAACGAGCUGGAGAGGCUGUUCGACGAGACGCACUAUCCGGAUGCGUUCAUGCGCGAGGAGCUGAGUCAGCGGCUCGGGCUCUCUGAAGCGCGCGUGCAGGUUUGGUUUCAAAAUAGGAGAGCCAAAUGCAGAAAACAGGAAAAUCAGCUACACAAAGGGGUUCUCAUCGGAGCUGCGAGUCAGUUUGAAGCGUGCCGCGUCGCGCCAUAUGUCAACGUGGGAGCUUUGCGCAUGCCAUUCCAACAGGAUAGUCAUUGCAACGUGCCACCCUUCUCCUUUCAGGUGCAGGCGCAGCUGCAGCUGGACAGCGCCGUGGCCCACGCGCAUCAUCACCUGCACUCUCACCUGGCGGCGCAUGCGCCCUACAUGAUGUUCCCCGCGCCGCCGUUCGGCUUGCCCUUGGCCACGCUGGCGGCGGAGUCUGCUUCGGCGGCAUCGGUGGUGGCCGCAGCCGCCGCCGCCAAGAACAGCAACAAGAACUCGAGCAUCGCGGACCUCAGACUGAAGGCCAAAAAACACGCGGCGGCGCUCGGACUGUGACACGCCGGGGCGCGCGCGCACAGCUCCACACUCACAACACUAGGACAUUAUUUAUACUCCCUUAUGAAGGACACUCCAGAAUAAAGGCUUAUUUAUGACAUGAACAACACAAACUGUGAAAUCCAAGUGAAGCCUGUCACGGACGCAGGCUGCAACCAGGACGGACCGGAAAAAGGGGGAACGUUUGUCCAAGACAAAACUCGUUCCGAAUACGUGAUGACGCAGCUGGGACGUUCGACUCUUGUGUGACAAAGCGAACACUUUCUGCGUAGUUUGCUGUUUUAAUAUCUACGUUAUUGGUUAUCUUUGAGGAAAAAAAAAGAAAUACUAGUUAAAAAUAAGAGGCUGGCCUCGUUUUAUCUGAAACAGAGUUUCUCGUGAAAAAGGAAAGGACACUCACGGAUGUCUGUGCGCAAGGACUAUAACAAAACAAAACAAAACAAAACAAAAAAAAUCACAUUAAAAGCUUCUUUCUUCUAACGUGCCAUCACGUGAGCUCGGUGUCUUUGUGACGUCAGCGCUUUCACGUGAAGUCGAUGCUCCGGUUCAGAGGGUGAACUUGGACACCUUGAGCGCGCUCACCUGACUUCUGAUUUUUUUGGGGGUUCUCGAGCCAGUGGACGUUUGGGAAAACUUAAAAAAAAAGAAAGAAAAGAAAAGCUAUCACACAUUUUAAACACAUUUUACUUAUUAUUAUUAUUAUUAUUAUUAUUAUUAUUAUUAUUAUUAUUAUUAUUAUUAUUAUUGAGUGUAUGGUGAAUUUAAUCACAUAUCAGGUCUUUAUCCAAUCCAGAGUGUCCACUUUUUUGCAGCUUACACAUGGAGGAGGUCUAAGUAUUAAUGUACAGAAUCAGAUCUUUAAAGUGAGCGGUACGGGAACAUGUACAAUAAUGUCCAAACGGAAAGAUAUUUUGUUUAUUUUGUGCUUUCAAGAAGACAUUGUGGGAACACUUUUUGGGCUGUUUUUUUAUUUUUAUUUUUAUUUUUAUUUGCAUUCACACCGUGUUUAAAGUCAUGUGGAUCUCUAUGUAAUGUUGGUGUGUGUGUGUUUUUUGUUUUUGUUUUUUUUUUAUAAAGUGAGUGUACCUCGACUGCAGGCUCGGAUCUCCUGGAAUAUCCCUGAAAUACUUUUUAAACGUUCUUUUUUUUUUAAACAAACAAACAAAAAAAAAAAAGCAAAUUAUAAUUUUCGUCAUUACUGUGAAACGUGAACUCACCUGACCACAGUGUUUUCAAUUCAUAAUAAAUCCACCAAACCUUUUGUACAAGA
Messenger RNA from Hemibagrus wyckioides, 2695 nucleotides. RefSeq names its product shox homeobox 2 (gene shox2). NCBI's taxonomy places the organism in Eukaryota, Metazoa, Chordata, Actinopteri, Siluriformes, Bagridae. Gene Ontology annotation, biological process: regulation of transcription by RNA polymerase II. The transcript has 5 exons. The record is from RefSeq and is a predicted model, not a curated record. Gene Ontology annotation, cellular component: nucleus. Gene Ontology annotation, molecular function: sequence-specific double-stranded DNA binding; DNA-binding transcription factor activity, RNA polymerase II-specific. Bases 526 to 1425 code for a protein of 299 amino acids.